This is a messenger RNA of Orussus abietinus, 4595 nucleotides long. It is a transcript of the gene Wnt2, whose product is annotated as protein Wnt-7b. Gene Ontology annotation, molecular function: cytokine activity; frizzled binding. Gene Ontology annotation, cellular component: extracellular region. The transcript is spliced from 8 exons. Gene Ontology annotation, biological process: positive regulation of JNK cascade; cell fate commitment; multicellular organism development. NCBI's taxonomy places the organism in Eukaryota, Metazoa, Arthropoda, Insecta, Hymenoptera, Orussidae. The record is from RefSeq and is a predicted model, not a curated record. Bases 174 to 1397 code for a protein of 407 amino acids.
AUCAGCUGAUCUUACGACCGGCCGCAGCGGCGAAAGGACUUGUUAAUUAAAUCGUGUUCCCGAAACACCGACGACGUCGCGAACGACGAAACGAUCGGGUUCGAUCGCGACCGAUGAUCGUCGUUGAGAAACUUUGGAUGAAAUCAGUGAUCAAGGUGAUUGUGAUGUAAGAGAUGCGUCGUGGUGACAUCGCGGUGACCGCGAUAGCCCUCCUGAUACUCGGGCAGAUCCAGGGACCCCGGCAAACCAGAGUGGUUGGAGCUGUGGUGGUCGGUGCAGCGGUCUGCGGUCGCAUCCCCGGGUUGGCGAAGAGCCAGAGAGAACAGUGCCGGAAGUCACCCCACGCGAUGCCUGCCGUGGGCGAAGGAGCUGAGCUGGGUCUUCGCGAGUGCCGCUAUCAGUUCCGGCACCAUCGCUGGAAUUGCUCGCACGUGGCCAACGAUCAGGUCUUCGGCCACGUGGUCGUAGUAGGAAGCAGGGAGGCGGCUUUUACGUAUGCCAUAAGCUCCGCCGGCGUUACGUAUGCGGUAACCGCAGCUUGCAGUCGUGGAAACAUCACCGCUUGCGGUUGCGAACCGGCCGUAAGGACGCGCAAGGAAUUACCACCUAACGGGUGGGAGUGGGGUGGAUGCAGUGCAGACGUUACUUACGGGAUGAGGUUCGCGCGUAGGUUUCUGGACGCGAGGGAAGUGGAAGGAGAUGCGAGAAGUUUGAUGAAUUUGCACAACAACAAGGCAGGAAGGAAGAUCGUGAAGGCCCUUCUGCAGACGGAGUGCAAGUGCCACGGGGUAUCGGGCUCUUGCACCGUAAGGACGUGCUGGCGAACCCUGCCCAGCUUCCGUCAAAUCGGCGACGCUCUCAUGAAGAAGUAUUACAGGGCAAGGCCGGUUAUAGCAAUCACGCCGCCUCCUCCGCCUACGGUGCAGGGCCUGGACAUGAUGUCUCAUUCAUCUUCGAUGGACCUAAUGCCCAUCCUGGGAAACGAUGCAAAGACCCAGGGCAAGCCUAGCGAACAAAACAAGUUGAGGAACGAUCGGAGGCCAAUGAAAAAAGCCACCAAGCCGAGGAGGCCACACCUUGUGUUAAAAAGGACCAAGGUUAGCGGUGGACCAGGAAUGGGACAGAAGAGGAUCCCGAAGAGGAGCGAACUGGUGUUUCUGCAGCCUUCCCCGAAUUACUGCGAGCCCGAUCUGGCUCAAGGUAGCCUCGGCACUCAGGGCAGGUCCUGUAAUCGCACCAGCAAAGGUACUGACGGAUGCGACCUGAUGUGCUGUGGCCGAGGCUAUAAUACGCAUCAAUUUACCAGGACGUGGCAAUGCAGGUGCAAGUUCCACUGGUGUUGUCGGGUGCACUGCGACACGUGCACCGAGCGAUCCGAGGAGUACACGUGCAAGUAAACGACGCGAUUAACCGGGGGAAGAUCGUAAGGAAGGUGGCCGAUCGAUCGGCCGAAGAAAGACGUGCCCAGCCGUUAAACGGCGUGCAAAAUCGCCCCUCGAAGGAGGUGCCCCCCUCGUCCACUGAGAAUCCCGCCAUUGUGCCAUUGUGGUGCAUUCAGGGUCCAUUACGAUGCAAGAUACAGUCGCGAUAUGGCUCGUCCCUGGGAGAUCUCCAAAGGUGGAUCGAUUCGAAUUGUUACAUUGCAUCGGCAGAAUCACGAUCGAUCGCACGGUCGUUCCGUGGCCAUUCUAUCUACCGCGCUGCGAGUACACCCGGUCAUACGGGGCGUGGAUUACGCAUCGUCUGCACGUACGUGCUCGCGGCAGACUUAUUACAUUCCUCGAGGUCUUAGCAGAGUAUUUAGAGGAGCGUAUUUAGGUUUCUUUCGAGGGAUGCAUGCGAAUCGCGAACUGCGAAUCUCUUGACAAGGUCGACCGUUCUUAAGAGGUCUUGAAAUUCAUUUUUUACCACCUGUAAAUGUAAACGAGAUUCGAUUUGUUUUUCGAUGGUUUUGGAACUUAAGGCGUGGAUUUUUGUUAAAUUUUCAUUCGUUCACAGACGGUCCUGGAGGUUCAUUCGAUGAUUACGGAGAUAUCUAUUUGGGAAAAAUCUACGACUUUCUUACGAUCCAAAUGUAAAUCAUAAAAAAAAAAUAGGAAACGUUUGUUCUUUUUGAAGUUUUAAAGGUAUUAAUGCGUUUUUUCAACCGAUGAUCUAGCUUACCGAAAUACCUGUGCCCAGAUUUCUGGAAAUUUAUUUAAUAUUGUCAAGCUAAGACGGGGUAAGCUGGGUUGGUAAAAAAUCAAUUUCGGAUACUUUCAACGAUUCGAAUUCACCGUCGCCUGGAUUGCCAAAGGUAUCCCGCAAUUCUCGGAUACGCAACUGUUCACUCCCGUUUCAUAAAUUGCUUAAAUAGUAGUUUUAGUUACUGCUGCAACAUGCCUAAGUACUAUGACGAUAAAGGUCGGCCAGAAGUAAUCGAAGUAAAGACGACGUGUAACGUAACAAAUGUCUGAUAAUAUAUUGUACAAAGAUAAAGGUAGGGAAGGUAUUGGAAAUUUUAACAUCUAUAAGAUGUGUAAGAUUUUCAAUAACGACGACUCGAAGAAUUAGAAAAGAUGUUUCGAUUAACACGAUUUAAUUAAACUUGAAAAGUUACCGAAGAAGUAGUAUACCCAUGUGAAUGAUUAUCAUGAUAUGUAUGGGAUUAGUAAUUUGGCACCUGUAGACGAUUAUUAUUGCAAAUUAUAGUUUAAACAAGAUUUACAAAGCCUUCAUGAAAUGUAUUUAAAAACGCUUCAUAUGUUUCGCUUCUCUAUAAGAAUCACAGGACAAAUUUUACGUCUUUUCAUCCAUUUACUGAAAUGAACCACAAUAUUCUGGGAAGAAAAAUCUUUGACAAUUUGAAUUGUUCUUCGGUAGGGCAUAGGAUCGACAGUAACCUGUUCUCGUUGCAGGUAGAUCAGCUUUACUGGUAUAAGCCGAGGCCCAGUUUAUACUGCACCUGGGUCAGCAGGUAUUUCCAGGAAUCACAUUGUGAGGACGACAUAAAAGCCAAUCGUCGAAUACGACAAUUUAUAAUUAUACCCUUACUACCUGCAGCUUUUCACGGAAUUUCCUGUCGGCUCGAGUAGUCAUUGUAAAGGGGACUUCGAGGCUACUUACCGCUUCUAGAAUCGCUGAGCCCACACAAAUCGCAAUAAAUUACAAUAACGGGUAUAAUAGAAACCCCUUUUACCCAGGCGAUGGGGGAAUGCCGAAUCGAUUUGCCAAUCGAAACGCUUCGUCGACUCGUAUAACGUAUAAUUGCUCGUAUAAACUGUUAAUUUGAGAGCGAAAACCGAUGUCGAAAAAUCGGCCAGACUCCAUGCCGUUCUCGGAGGCGUUUAGAGCAAGAAUGUUGAAAUGCCGGUAGUAACUAACUGGGCUCUCAUUAGCGAUCAUUAAAGUCCUUCGAUAAAUCGAAAAGAAACCUAAUCGUUUGACCAUCGGAGCGCAAAUUAGACCCGAAUGUGAGACGAGGUAUGAGAACUCCGAAUUCCUGUGAUUCAAGGAUAGAUUUACGAUGCUCCCUUGAGACGUUAUUCGGAGGUGAAAAGGACCUUAUAGCAACGUUUUAUAUUUUAAGUCGAAGUGAUUACCCCCUUGCCCCUCCCCCUUACGAUUUCCACGUUUGCCCUCGUCGAUUGCAGCUGUGUAUGUUAACCCUUUAUAUCUCGAUAAGAUACAAAGAUUGGAUAUUCAGUGGACUGUAAACCACUUUGGGUGUAAAGCAAAUCCAUAGAAUUCGAACUUCAUCUCAUAACCCGUUUAAAAGAUAUAAGCAUAUUUUAUGAAUUGCAAUAUCUCUUACAAUGAUAUCGUAAUUUUUAACGAAGGAAGAAAUGAUCUUAAUAUUAUCAAAACCUUCGUAUUUUGGGGAAUUUUUAAGGGAUAACGAUAUUAAGAAGGGAUACAAAUAUUAAGAAUCGCAAUAACUGAAUUUUGAAAUUGUAACCGUUAUUUUUACGGCAUUGAUCGAGAAAACUGAAUUCUGUGUUUUACCAUUUUGAGAUUAUUUGUACUUCAGACAGACCACGGGUUAAGGGAAAAUUAUGAACUGAAAAAUAUGUUUGAUAUACUUUUUUAAAAGUUAUUUACCGGCAGUUCUUGUCUUUACAUAGUCUUUACACAGUUUUCUUAAAUGGCUCGUGUGAUGCUGACGUUCCUUCAGUUAUUUUUUAUUACAAUUAUCUUUCAGGUAUAAAGGGUUAAAUUUACUUCAAGUGUGUAUGAUUCUUGAAUUUAUGUGCUAGAAAAGAAAAAAACGCGAAUAGACAUCUAAUAAGAUCACAUUACUUUUUAAGUCGGAGGGCAUAAUCCGGUAGGGUUAGCGAUUAGCUGUUAAAUAUUGAGAUUAGUAUCAAAGAUGGUGACUUGUAAUGAACAAUAUGAAAACUCUUUCCCCCCAGUGUUCCAUAGGCGUGUAACGUAAAUUAUUAUUUAUUAAAAGCGCAAAUAAAUUAUACUCAUUUAUGUAAGUAUUGUAACUCUGUAAUGAAAACUAAUAAAUUUUAGUUGAAAAAUAUACUUCCUAUGCACAACUUGAGGCAAUCUGUAAACUGUUUAAACUUCAUAAAAUCCACGUUUUCAACUAAUUGUCUCAGUAAGUUACG